Molecule: messenger RNA, 2756 nt
Organism: Gossypium raimondii (Peruvian cotton)
Lineage: Eukaryota; Viridiplantae; Streptophyta; Magnoliopsida; Malvales; Malvaceae
Product: zinc finger BED domain-containing protein RICESLEEPER 1
Exons: 4
Coding region: 385-2403 (672 amino acids)
Molecular function (GO): protein dimerization activity; DNA binding
Source: RefSeq, a predicted model, not a curated record
AAACCAAACCCAGAUUUUUUUAAAGAAAAAAAAAAUCAAAAUUCAACCAAACCCAAAUCCGGAUUCAAAUUCUAGCCGAUCCAUUUCAUCAUUUUCCUUUUUCUCUGAUUGGUUACCAAGAAAAUAUACGAUUAUUAAACGAAAAAUAGACUCUUUUAUCGACGUUGAUUGACCCACCCAAAUUUUUAUUCGGAUCUUAACCCAAAUUUCUCCUCCAUAAUUCAAGCUCGGAUCCAAUUUCUCAUUUUAUCUUUUUCCCGUUUCUGUCAUCUGCAAAACCCAAACCCUCAUACCUUCUCGGAUCCUCCGAUCGGACCCGCCUGUGGAGCCAAGUUUUUUUCUCUGCUGGAUAAUCUGGGCUUUGGCUCGUCGUAAACCGAUUCGAUGGAAGUUGCGAAUGAAACGGUCAUUAAGAAACCGAAGAGGUUGACUUCGGUUGUAUGGAAUCACUUCGAAAGGGUUAGGAAAGCCGACUUAUGCUAUGCGGUAUGCGUUCAUUGUAACAAGAAAUUAAGUGGAUCGAGUAACAGUGGAACCACACAUCUGAGGAAUCACUUAAUGCGGUGUUUAAAAAGGUUUAACUAUGAUGUUUCUCAGCUCCUUUCCGCAAAGAAAAGGAAAAAAGAAAGCACCCUUACGAUAGCAAAUAUCAGUUACGAUGAAGGGCAAAGAAAAGAAGAAUAUUUGAAGCCAACUAUUGUCAAGUAUGAACCGGAACAGAGAAAGGAUGAAGUUUUCAAUGUUCAAAGCAGUUGGUUCGAUCAAGACAGGAGUCGCUUAGAUCUUGCUCGUAUGAUUAUAUUGCAUGGCUACCCUUUAGCCAUGGUUGAGCAUGUUGGGUUUAAGGUAUUUGUCAAGAAUUUACAGCCACUGUUUGAUGUUGUGCCGAAUAGUACUGUUGAGCUUUCUUGUAUGGAAAUUUACGGGAAGGAGAGACAGAAAGUUCAUGAUAUGUUGAGUAAAUUGCAAGGCAGAAUUAACCUCGCGGUUGAGAUGUGGUCAUCGCCAGAAAACACUAACCAUGUAUGCAUGAUGGCGCAUUACGUCGGUGAUGAUUGGAAACUACAAAAGAAGAUUCUUAAUUUUGUUACACUUGAUUCUUCUCAUACUGAUGACUUGCUUUCUGGAGUAAUUAUCAAGUGUUUGAUGGAUUGGGAUAUAGGCUCUAAGUUGUUUGCCGUGACGUUGGAUGAUUUUUCUACUAAUGAUGAUAUCGUUCUGAGAAUAAAAGAGCAGAUCUCGGAGAACAAGUCUCGUCUAAGCAACGGUCAAUUAUUAGAUGUGCGCUCAGCUGCACAUGUUCUAAAUUCAAUUGUUCAAGACGCCAUGGAAGCUCUCCGAGUGGUGCUUCAAAAGAUUCGAGGAACUGUUCGAUAUGUUAAAAGUUCCCAAUCAAUACAAGGGAAGUUCAAGGAGAUGGUCUUGCAAACUGGAAUCAAUAGCCAGAAGAACUUGGUUCUUGAUUGUCCUAUCCGAUGGAAUUCAACAUACCUAAUGCUCGAGGCUGCUAUAGAAUACAGGAAUGCUUUCUGUCAGUUGCCAGAUCUUGAUCUUGACCUUGCUUUAAGCGAUGAAGAGUGGGAAUGGGCAAGUUCCAUUACCGGCUAUUUGAAACUAUUUGUCGAAAUCAUCAAUGUCUUCUCCAGCAACAAAUGUCCCACGGCAAAUAUAUAUUUUCCGGAAAUUUGUCAUGUUCACAUCCAAUUGAUUGACUGGUGCAAGAGCCCCGAUAAUUUUCUUAGUUCAUUAGCAGCAAAGAUGAAAGCCAAGUUCGAUAAAUAUUGGAGCAAAUGCAGUUUGUCUUUGGCAGUAGCAGCUAUCUUAGAUCCCCGAUUCAAGAUGAAAUUGGUGGAGUAUUACUACUCCCAGAUUUACGGCAGUACUGCAUUGGAACGAAUCAAAGAAGUCUCGGAUGGUCUUAAGGAACUAUUUAAUACAUACUCUAUUUGCUCAACUUUGAUGGAUCAAGGUUCAGCUUUGCCGCUCGGUAGUUUACCUAGCAGUAGCAAUGACGGUAGAGAUAGACUAAAGGGCUUUGACAAAUUCCUUCACGAGACAUCUCAAAGUCAAACUGCAAUAUCAGACUUGGAAAAAUAUUUAGAUGAGCCUGUCUUUCCUCGUAACUGCAAUUUCAAUAUAUUGAAUUGGUGGAGAGUUCACACUCCAAGGUAUCCAAUCUUGUCAAUGAUGGCACGAGAUGUUCUCGGAACUCCUAUGUCCACCGUCUCACAAGAGUCAGCAUUCCACGCUGGAGGUAGGGUGCUCGAUAGUUGUAGAUGUCCACUGACUCCCGAGACUCAACAGGCUUUGAUAUGCACACAAGAUUGGUUACGGAUACAAUCGGAUGACCCCGGUCCAUCUUCAAGUCAUUAUGCUCUACCCCUUUAUGUCGAAACAAAUUGAUUUGUUCUUGGUACAUAAUAGGCCUUGGUCUCAAAUAAGGUAUUCAUCUCCAUGGAUUGCCAAUUGCUUUAAGGUAUUUCGAUGUGGCAUUGCGAUUAUAGUUCUUCAUCAUGAAGCUUUUGAAUGAAAAAUGUACAUUUUAGAUUAACAACUUAAUGCUUAAAGCAAUGGCUUUAAGUCAAAGCAUUUAGCUCUUUGAUUAUUGAUAGUUAUUUGAGUAAAAGUGGAAGCUUGUUUAAAGGGAUGUUGAAUUGCCAAUAACAUGAGCAAUGGGGGCAUAGUUUGCUUCUAUUGUAGUAUUUAUGUAAUUAUAACAAGUUUUUAAAGGAAAUUUUUGGUUUUCUUCAUUGAAA